This is a messenger RNA of Haemonchus placei, 315 nucleotides long. The record is from the annotation of a GenBank genome assembly. NCBI's taxonomy places the organism in Eukaryota, Metazoa, Nematoda, Chromadorea, Rhabditida, Trichostrongylidae.
UUGUAUGCAAUUACGAUCUUACAACUCAAUAUUCAUUGCUGUCACCCACUUCUCCAUCUCAGUUCCACUUCAUCACCCAAAGGUACGGUAGUCACAGGUCGUCCUUCACGAAGUAUUUGCAUCUCGAUCUUUGAGGACGUCACUUCGUUUGUUCCACUGUUUGUAGACGAGGAAACAUUUGCAUUUCGUCCAAGAUGGUCAACGAAGUUGCAUGUCACAUUGAAGACACGAUCCACAGAUGUGACUAACGAAGGAGCAUUGAUUUCGUUUUUUUGUAUGACGACUGAGAAUGACCACAAUGACGGAGCCUCAUAA